Dipodomys ordii (Ord's kangaroo rat) is the source of this 2670-nucleotide messenger RNA. RefSeq names its product casein kinase 2, alpha 1 polypeptide (gene Csnk2a1). Lineage: Eukaryota; Metazoa; Chordata; Mammalia; Rodentia; Heteromyidae. Gene Ontology annotation, cellular component: protein kinase CK2 complex; cytosol; nucleus. Bases 279 to 1454 code for a protein of 391 amino acids. The record is from RefSeq and is a predicted model, not a curated record. Gene Ontology annotation, biological process: protein phosphorylation. Gene Ontology annotation, molecular function: ATP binding; protein serine/threonine kinase activity. The transcript is spliced from 13 exons.
CCCGCCUCCUGGUAUGAGGGAGCUUCCGCUUCCGGUAGCGCGGAGGCUGCAGCCUCGCUCUGGUCCCUGCGGCUGGCGGCCGAGCCGUGUGUCUCCUCCUCCGCCGCCGCCAUAUUGUCUGUGUGAAGAGAGGGGAGAGCGGCCGCUGCCGCUGCCGCUUCCACCACAGUUUGAAGAAAACAGGUCUGGAACAAGGUCUUAUCCCCGGCUGCCUCUGAACAGUGGGACUGCCAGAUCUUCAGACAUCAAAUUCAGCUUUGUCUGCCAAUCUGUCUGACAUGUCGGGACCCGUGCCAAGCAGGGCCAGAGUUUACACAGAUGUUAAUACGCACAGACCCCGAGAGUACUGGGAUUACGAGUCACAUGUGGUGGAAUGGGGCAAUCAAGAUGACUACCAGCUUGUUCGAAAAUUAGGCAGAGGUAAAUACAGUGAAGUAUUUGAAGCUAUCAACAUCACAAAUAAUGAAAAGGUUGUUGUUAAAAUUCUCAAGCCAGUAAAAAAGAAGAAAAUUAAGCGUGAAAUAAAAAUUUUGGAGAAUUUGCGAGGUGGUCCCAACAUCAUUACCCUGGCAGACAUUGUAAAAGACCCUGUGUCACGAACCCCUGCCUUGGUUUUUGAACACGUAAACAACACAGACUUCAAGCAAUUGUACCAGACACUAACAGACUAUGAUAUUCGAUUUUAUAUGUAUGAAAUUCUGAAGGCCCUGGAUUAUUGUCAUAGCAUGGGAAUUAUGCACAGAGAUGUGAAGCCCCAUAAUGUCAUGAUUGAUCAUGAGCACAGAAAGCUACGGCUAAUAGAUUGGGGUUUGGCUGAGUUUUACCAUCCUGGCCAAGAAUAUAAUGUCCGAGUUGCUUCUCGAUACUUCAAAGGUCCUGAGCUACUUGUAGACUAUCAGAUGUAUGAUUAUAGUUUGGAUAUGUGGAGCUUGGGUUGUAUGCUGGCAAGUAUGAUCUUCCGGAAGGAGCCAUUUUUCCAUGGACAUGACAAUUAUGACCAGUUGGUGAGGAUAGCCAAGGUUCUGGGGACAGAAGAUUUAUAUGACUAUAUUGACAAGUACAACAUUGAAUUAGAUCCACGUUUCAAUGAUAUCUUGGGCAGACACUCUCGUAAGCGAUGGGAACGCUUUGUCCACAGUGAAAACCAGCACCUUGUUAGCCCUGAAGCCUUGGAUUUUCUAGACAAGCUGCUGCGAUAUGACCACCAAUCACGGCUCACUGCAAGAGAAGCCAUGGAACAUCCCUAUUUCUACACUGUUGUAAAGGACCAGGCUCGAAUGAGUUCUUCUAGCAUACCAGGAGGCAGUACACCUGUCAGCAGCGCCAAUAUGAUGUCAGGGAUUUCUUCAGUGCCAACCCCUUCACCCCUUGGACCUCUGGCAGGCUCACCAGUGAUUGCUGCUGCCAACCCCCUUGGGAUGCCCGUUCCAGCUGCUGCAGGCGCUCAGCAGUAAUGGCCCAGUCUGUCUCCAGUUGCCUGAGCAGAGGUGGGGAAGUCCACUCUCUCCUUGAUGCAGUCUGCGCCUGGCGGGGAGGGGUGAAACACUUCAGAAGCACCGUGUCUGAACCGUUGCUUGUGGAUUUAUAGUAGUUCAGUCAUAAAAAUAUAUAUAUAAUAGGCUGAUUUUUUCUUUUUCUUUUUUUUUUAACUUGAACUUUUCAUAACUCAGGGGAUUCCCUGAAAAAUUACCUGCAGGUGGAAUAUUUCACGGACAAUUUUUUUUCUCCCCUUCCAAAUUCAGUUCUCAUCACUAAAGAACAAAGAUAAACCAGCCUCAAUCCCAGCUGCUGCAUUUGGGUGGAAAUUUCUUCCCAUUCCCACCAUUGCUCCCCCACCAUCCUACACUUUGGGGGUGUGUAUCUUGUGCUCUUCUCCAGAGAUGAUAAAAAUGUAGCUUCUCAAGGGAGGUGGGAAGAAGGAGGCAGAAAAGACCCAGUUGAUCUGUAAGAGCAGGGUACUGCUAGUCGCCUCACUUGACUUCAGGAGUGCUUCAGUGUAAUUGGCCUGGUUACUCUAGUAAAAUGUCAAGAUGUUGAAGAUAUACCCAAAGUGCAGACAGAUCCUAAAAACUUACGUUCAGUACGAAUCAUGUUUUAUUGACCUAGUCCUAAGCCCAGCUCACAAUUUUAGUUUAGUUUAGUUCCAAAUUGUGCUACCUUCCCUCCAGGCUCCCAUUUUGGUCUUUUCCCUGUUCAUCUCCCACCAUAGUGUGUUCCAUAGCUGAUAGGAGAGGGAAGGGAAGUAUCUUUUGACUUGGCCAUUUUAAAGUCAGUUAGUUACUGAGUAUAACAUUGCUUUUUACAAAAGAAACAUUGUCUCUAUAUAGGUUUCAUGCUACCAACUCUUAAGAGCUGAUGGGAGAUGUGGCCACACUGGGUUUCAUUUUAAGCUUUCUACCUUCUCUUGCUCCUGCCUUCUUCCCUCACAUGCCAUCCAAUGAGCAUGCCUGCUCCUUCACCUGGUAAAUGUAUCUGAGAGGCGGGAGCAGAGCCACUGUCUCCAGUGAAAUGGAAAUGGUAGACCUGUAAUUGUGGGAAACUAUCAACUCUCUUGUUACAACCCUGCCACCCCUUGCUGUGUGUAUAUAUAUAAUACUUUGUCCUUCAUAUGUGAAAGAUCCAGUGUUGGAAUUCUUUGGUGUAAAUAAACGUUUGGUUUUAUUUAUCAAG